GAGCUAAGUGUACAGCUUCUUUCAUGGAACGCUGCAUCAUUUAUAUAGGUGAGAAUGCAAGUGAAUGCGUGAAGACAAACGCUUUUCUUAAUUUGAAAAAGGAGGCACUCAUUAAAUUGAUAUCAUCCGAUUAUUUUUGCCUCGAAGAAGAAGAUGUAUGGCGUUGUGUUCUGGCUUGGGCUAAAAAUCAUGCUGGCGUUACGCAACCCACCGCUCAUUGGACGGAAGAGGAGAGAGUUCGCGUUUGCCAACAAUUAUCGGGUGUAAUAUCGCAUGUGCGUCUGCUGCUAAUCGAUAGUCAGGUCUUUGCCGAAGAAGUCGAGCCAACGGGUGCUGUUCCCAUGGAAUUGUCCUUGGAACGUUAUCGUUAUGCUGCUUUACAGCAUUCAAAUAAAAUACCGCAUAGCGGAGUUGGUGUUAGCGGUAACGGUAACGUUGGAUUUGUAACUCCGAACUGUAAUACAAUGAACGAAGCCGAUAAACGUUUACAACCGCGCCUAACAGUGAACAUGUUUCCCGGCUCGCAGAUCUUAAAAAAUGAUAAAUUACAUUUACAGGGUGUACUGAAUAAUUGGUACGGCGUAACGAAACAGAUAUGGCGUUUGUUAUAUAGAGCUUCUACUCAUGGUUUUAGUCCAACAGCUUUUCAUCGUUAUUGUGAUGGGGUAGCGCCUUGUUUCGUUAUAUGUUUGGGUUCACAUGCCGAGAUUAGCGGUGGAUUCACCGAUGUGGCUUGGUCUAAAACGUCUCGCAAAGGUGUUUACAUACAUUCGGAGCGGGCUUUUCUAUUUACUUUAAGUAACAAUAUCAGUGAGACUCCUCUUAAGUUUGACAUAGUUAAGAAGCCCUAUGCGAUCUGUUAUCAUCCCGACUGUGGACCUAUAUUCGGAGCUGGAGCUGAUCUUUUAAUAGCGAACAAUUGCAAUACCACAAAGGAUUCGUAUUCAAAUUUACCGCAUUCGUACGAUGGCCCUGGUGCGUCUUAUGAGUCCUUGUUCGGCGAUUAUAAUUUCACUAUUACCGAUUAUGAGGUUUACACUUUAGGCUCGCCUUCCGCUACUGCGAAUAUGAUUAACAGUCUUUCGGCUAGCGGCAGUAAUCCUAAUAGCAAUGCUUUAAUGAAUUCGACUAAUGGACUUACACCUAACGUCUCGAAUUCUUCAUCCUCGUUAGCUAACGCGAACGCUAUAAAUACAAGUAACGUCAUUAAUAGCGGCAAUAAUUCAACAGUGGGCUUGGCCAAAACUAAAUAUGAGAGAUAUUGA
Molecule: messenger RNA, 1265 nt
Organism: Glossina fuscipes
Lineage: Eukaryota; Metazoa; Arthropoda; Insecta; Diptera; Glossinidae
Exons: 5
Source: RefSeq, a predicted model, not a curated record